Molecule: messenger RNA, 1696 nt
Organism: Meleagris gallopavo (turkey)
Lineage: Eukaryota; Metazoa; Chordata; Aves; Galliformes; Phasianidae
Source: RefSeq, a predicted model, not a curated record
AUGGCGGAGCUGACAGACGCGGAGCUCCGGAAGGAGCUGCUGGCCCUGGGCUACCGACCCGGGCCCAUCACCGAGACCACCCGCAAGUUGGAUGCUAUCACUCAUGGCACUCUGUGCUGCUGGGAGCUCUGGGUGCUGAGCCGUCCCUCUCCUGUAGGCAUUGCUGGGACUCCAGUGACCUUCAAUGAGAAUGGAGAUGCACCAGGACGUUACGACAUCUACCAAUACCAGAUCAGGAACUCCACUCCUGAGUACAAAGUCAUCGGGCACUGGACCGACCACCUCCACCUGAAGGUGGAGAACAUGCUGUGGCCAGGGGGUGGGAGCCAGCUCCCCAGCUCCAUCUGCAGCCUGCCCUGCAAACCUGGCGAGAGAAAGAAGCUGGUGAAAGGCAUCCCCUGCUGCUGGCACUGCGAGCGCUGCGAUGGCUACCAGUACCAACUGGAUGAGUUCCACUGCAAGCGGUGCCACUUCAACGAGCGGCCCAACGAGAACCACACCAGCUGCACCCCCAUCCCCAUUAUCAAGUUGGAGUGGAGCUCCCCGUGGGCUGUGGUACCCGUCUUCAUUGCCAUCGUGGGCAUCAUCGCCACCCUCUUCGUCGUGGUCACCUUCGUGCGCUACAACGAUACGCCCAUCGUCAAGGCGUCGGGGCGGGAGCUCAGCUACGUCCUGCUGACGGGCAUCUUCCUCUGCUAUGCCACCACCUUCCUCAUGAUCGCCGAGCCUGAUCUGAGCACGUGCUCCUUGCGACGCAUCUUCCUCGGGCUCGGCAUGAGCAUCAGCUACGCCGCGCUGCUCACCAAAACCAACCGCAUCUACCGCAUCUUCGAGCAGGGCAAGAAGUCGGUGAGUGCCCCGCGGUUCAUCAGCCCCGCUUCCCAGCUGGUCAUCACCUUCAGCCUCAUCUCGCUGCAGCUCGUGGGCGUCUGCAUCUGGUUCAUCGUGGACCCGUCCCACUCUGUCAUUGACUACGAGGACCAGCGGACUACAAACCCCCACUUUGCUCGGGGCAUCCUCAAAUGUGACAUUUCGGACCUCUCCCUCAUCUGUUUGCUUGGGUACAGCAUGCUUCUCAUGGUCACCUGCACUGUGUAUGCUAUUAAGACCCGCGGGGUCCCGGAGACCUUUAACGAAGCCAAACCCAUCGGGUUCACCAUGUACACUACUUGCAUUGUGUGGUUAGCCUUCAUCCCUAUAUUUUUUGGGACGUCGCAGUCAGCAGAGAAGAUGUACAUCCAGACCACGACGCUCACCAUCUCGGUGAGUCUGAGUGCCUCAGUGUCCCUGGGCAUGCUCUACAUGCCCAAGGUGUACAUCAUCCUCUUCCACCCGGAGCAGAACGUCCCCAAGCGCAAGCGGAGCCUGAAGGCGGUGGUGACGGCGGCCACCAUGUCCAACAAGUUCUCUCAGAAGGGAGGCUUCCGUCCCAAUGGAGAGGCCAAAUCAGAGCUGUGUGAAAACCUGGAAACACAAGCACUGUCCACCAAGCAGACCUACGUCAGCUACAGCAACCAUGCAAUUUAACUGCAGCGAUCACAACCGCCUGGCACAGAGGGAGGCUGCAGGGGAGCCAACCCCAGCGCUUACAGCAGAGCCCAGCGGGGAGCAGGACAGGGAGGUGACAGUGUGGUCCUGCUCUGGGCCGGGCUGGGGGCUGAGCUCCCAUUGGAAGACGAUCAACAGCAGCAAAAAA